Molecule: messenger RNA, 2994 nt
Organism: Symbiodinium sp. CCMP2592
Lineage: Eukaryota; Dinophyceae; Suessiales; Symbiodiniaceae
Source: the annotation of a GenBank genome assembly
AUGGUCAAGAACAAGCAGUACGUCGUCGACAAGCUUCGUCGAUGCCGCGUCGACCCCUGCUGGAAGCAGAUGGCAGACGAGAUAGCAGCCGAUGUGUCACUCGGGCGCAUGGAAGGCCCGUUCACCAGCCCUUCGGACUGGCCCAAAAGCGCAGUGCCGCUCGCAUCGCACGAGCACACAAGCAAGCUACUCGAGGGCCCAGGCGAACACCAGCCGACGUGCUUCGCGUUCGCAGUCCACCAGGUCGGGUCCGAUGGCCGCCCCAAAGUACGCCGCGCCGAGGACUGGAGACGUUCUUUCGCUAACGCCACGGUCGCAGCGGAGGACUCCCCGCCGUACCACGACGUCAACUCCUACGUGCAGCUGGUUCGCGCCAUCAAGGAGAUCGACCCGCAGGCCGAGAUCCUCAUAUGGGGCCUUGAUCACGAGUCGGCCUACAGACAGCUCCCAGCGCUCGACCCGUCGCACACCUACGUGGUUCUCGCGACGCCCGAAGGAGUGACUCUCUGGCGCCAUACAGUUCUAAUGUUUGGGUCAGUGGCGAGUGUGUGGUCCUAUUGCAGAAUAGCGGACCUCAUGGGCUGGUUAUGCCGCGCAUGCAUUUUCACGCCCGCGCUACACUUUGUCGAUGAUUUCGGCAGCGCAGAGGUCACCACGUUCGCCAACUCGUCCUUCGACGCUUCGCGUCGACUUUGCAAAGCAUUGGGUUUUUCUUUUAAGCAGUCUAAGGAGCAACCGCCGGCCCCGCGACAGGUCAUCCAAGGCGUCGACAUUCUUGUGUCCCACGAGUCCGUCACAGUGCAGGGCACAGAAGAGCGGAGACAGAGGCUCGACGAGGCGCUCGCGGACGUGCUCACUCAGGACCGCUUGAGACCCCACGAAGCAGCCAGCUUCGCGGGGAAACUACAGUUUUACUGUCAGUCACUUCAAGGUCGCUCGCACGCUGCAGCUCUUCGGCCCCUGUUUCGCAGAGCUCGACUCACAGGCGCUGGUCGUCAUCAUCGCGAUUGGAGACUCGAUGGACCGCUUCGCCACGGGAUCGGACUAUUACGCUGGAGCUUGCGGCACGCAACGCCCAAGGUCUUUCCUUUCGACAAAGAGGCGCACUCGGUCCUCUACGCCGACGCGUUCUUCAACCUCUUGGACAAGGACUGGAAACCCUCCGACGAGGACAUUCCCAACUGGGGAAGGACACCCCCGGAGACACUCCGCAACGGAUGGGGCUUUGUGGUUACCGUACAGGGACAGACCUACUUCGCUCACGGAAGAGUACCGUACUGGUUCGUGCGAGCAUUCACGAGUCGCCGGGCAUACAUAUACAUGCUCGAGAUCGUGGCUCAGAUCUUGCCUCUGUUCGCCAUGGAGGACCAGCUCGACCGACACGUCAUGCUCUUCGUGGACAACGAACCCGCACGCCACGCUCUCACUCGAGGCUUUGGCAAGGAUGAGUCGAUCAACUGCUUGCUACAACAUGCAUGGCGCUUCUUGGAGGCACAAUCCUUUCGCCCAGCAUGGCAGCGUGUUACGUCGUCAGCCAACGUCAGCGACUCCGUCAGCCGCGGUGACCUUCGCCACGCUCGAGCCGAAGGUUGGAUCGAACUAGAACGAGAUUGGGACAGUCUUUUCGAAGAGCUUCUGACGGGCGGCACACCUAUGGUGAUACGCAACGAUUCGCUCCGAUCGAUGUCUGAGAUGAUCAUCGCGACCGAUGCGAGGGCUGCGCUCUUCCGCUCUCUCGGGCGCGGCUGGAUUUGGAUACAACUUUCCUCCUCCGGCGGCAGGGAAGACAAGAGCAAGCUACCGGAGGAGCAAAGAACGCGCUUCAAGUGGUGGUUUGAAAAUCUGAGCCGCGUUUUGCGGAACCGUCAGCACGACAUCGACAAACUGAAGCUGAAGGGUGACAUGCUCAAAAAGUACACCACGGGUUACAUGCCUAUGUCGGAACUAGUCUUUCUGAUCUAUGGCAUUGCGCCUGCCAUGCCCAUCAUCGGCAUUCAGAAGUGGUCACCGCACUACAAGGAAGUCGACAGAUGGGCUCGAGACGACCUCGUAAGGAAAGCAGUCGAGAAGCCAAUCGCAUCAGAGGCGGAAAGGCAGGAGUACGCGGCGCACGUGGAGCAGCAAAAGACCCGCAAGCAGCGACAGAGAGCGAAGCAGAAAAUGAAGAAACAGCAGCUGCAGGACGAAGAUCUGCUUCAAGAUUCCAGCCCCAAGCUCCCUGGACCGGCUCGCAUGGAGCAGUCCAAUACCGAGUUCGAAAGCUUGCUGGCUUCGCUGAAGCGGGAGGCUGGCCUGGCACCAGAUGACUUUUCACCCGACGACGCGUCGCCUACCGACUUGUCACCGGCCGCAGAGGAUCUUUUGGAGGAUGCCGCAGGCAUAGCCAUCUCUGGCGCUCAUGCCAAAGAGGCCAAGGCUGUCAAGGCCAAGAAGGCCGAAAAGCCUGGGGUCAAGGAGAAGCGCGAGGUGGUUGAUGCCAAGGAUGCAGAUGACGACGAAUUCCUGGACUGUCUGAGUGACGACGGUCCCCACCAUGGCGGCAAUGACAUCAGUCCUUCCUUCGGCAUCCAAUACGGCUCGCAGUCAGGAAGGCUCGUUGUGUUCCGUACUGUCCAGGGUGUCCAGAUUUAUUUCCUGCCAUCUUCGGCAGUUGCUGCCAUCGCAGGCAAAACUGCGAAGCUGCAGGCUUGCCGCUUGCGUCUGCCGCAAUUCGAAUGGUAUCUUGGGCCGAUGUAUCGGAGGUAUGCCGAGAUCAUGGCUGAACGCGAACGUGCCAACAUGACGCAGUUCGUAAAGAAGAAGGUGACGCCGACGGUGCCGGACGAACCCGCUUACAUCAAGCACAUUACCUCUCGCACACCGGUCUAUGCAUUCAAUGAAGCCGUCCACGACCGACCUCUUACCGACAUGGGCAAGGCCUACGUCACAAUGAUGCCAGCCCGACGGAAGGAGCAGGCUAAAAAUGGAACCGAUCCGAAGUCGACCACCCGCUAG